GAGCCGCUCGCAGUCGAUCUGGAUAUGAAGAACAGAAAAAGAGACAUAAGGGACGGCGAGCGGCAGGAAGGGCCUGAGUGAUGACCCAGGCUGCUACGGAAGUGGGUGGCAAAAGUUACUCCGGUUCCUUUGCAUUGCAGACAUGUGCAAUCUCUUCGACUGCGGGACUUAAGCUUCUUGUUCGAGCAAAAGGUUUAUAAACUGUCCAUUUCUGGAUCAAUUCCCAUUCACAAAGUCAAUUCUGACAUCCCUUCUAUCAUUCGCUAUUCACUAUCCCUCAAUAACCAGAACUACAAUGCAGCUCCCCGCCACCAACAAUAACACCAAUGAGAAGAUUACGUCUGAUGACAUCGACGGCUUCGAAAUCGUCACUCAGAUGGUCACUGAGAAAUCUGCUACUCCUACUCCCGUUACCGAGACUGAGACCUUGGUUUCCGAGGCCAGGAGGUCAAACAAAGAUGAUACUCCCGACACCAUCAUUGAAGGUGCUAUGAAUCUCCGAAUUGGCUCUCCUGAGCUCGAUAACAAUGACGACCAGGCCCGUCCUCGCCACCGUGGCUUCGAUCACCACCAUGGGCACUUCUACCGCCCUCGUGACUUCAUGGGUCCUUCUCCUGGCUUUAUGCCCUUCCAUUUUGACGGGUCUAUGCCUCCUCAUCCCGCCAUAUUCCAUCGCGGUCCUCCCGGCUUGACUUUUGACGGGCCUUUCCCUCCUGAGUUUGCCUUUGGUUGCGGCUUUGGCAAGCACCAUAAGCAUGGCAAGCAUGGUGGUAAGUUUGCCAAGCGUAUUAAUGGCACUGGUCACAAGCAUCGACACCAUCGUGCUUACUCCCCUCCUUCUUUUGAGGAGGUUAAAGCCGAGUCCGGUCUCGAUAGCCACAAAAAGUACAUGAAGGAUUUUUUCGGUCCACGUGGCCGCCAUGAUCGCCGACACCACAAAUAUGCCUUUGACGACGAGGUUGCUGCUCAGAAGCCUGCCGAGAAGCAGGCCACCACUUCCGAGUCCGAUUCCGCUUCCCCCUCUGUCUCCGACUCUGAGACUUACUCUGCUGCCACCAUCUCCGAAGGUGAAAAGAAGUACGCUGAGUAUUACGCCGGUAUGCGCGGCGGCCUUGCGUUUGGUGGUCGAGGCCGCGGUAAGGCCCAACACAGGGGUAUGAAGGGUAUGGGCCACGGCAAGGGCCGUUAUAUGGGUCCCAUGGGUAUGGAUAUGCGAGCUAUUCCUGGUAUGGGCUUUGACGGCGAGCACCCUCCUCCCCCUCCUCCUUUUGUUCCGGAGUUCGAAAUGGGCAUGGGCAAGGGCAUGGGCAAGGGCAUGGGCAAGGGCAAGGGCAAGGGCAAGGGCAUGGGCAAGGGCAUGGGCAUGGGCAUGGACAUGGGCGGUCGUCAUUGUCCUCGAGGCUUUCGUGGUAAGGGCGGUCUACGCGGCAUGCACGGCUGCUCUUUCGGUCCUAUGAGCGGCAUGGGCCCCGAUGCUUUUUUCGGUCGAGGUGAAGGCGGACCCAAGCACAUGCCCAUGCACGGUCGACAUCACUGCGGUCCCCCUCCCCCUCCCGAGUUUAUGUCCAAUGAGCAAGGUCCACGCGCUCCUUUCCUUCCCCACCCUAACCACUUUGGUCGACACCAUGACCAUCACGGCCGACGAGGAUUUGGUGGUCGUUUCGCCCAGUUUGAUUAUGAGAUGAGGGGUACUUCUCCUUCCUCUGCUACUUCCCCAGCUCCUGCGGCCGCUGCUGCGUAAUUGAAAAUGGCCCUUCAGUUUGUUUUUCGUUCAACUGUUAACGCAAGUCUUCGUCAUGGCCAGCAGCGUCACCGACCUUCAUUAUAUGAGCCUUUUUGCGCUCAAGGGGCGAUCUCCGAUAGCCCGAGAAAGGAGGGUUGACCGUAGCGGUCUAUUGUGAUUCCUCUUCGCAUACCUUUUCGUAAUUUUUGCGAGAGGCGAGGGGGUUGGAAAUGAUUUAUUUUUGCGCUUUUAACUUUUACCGCGAUGUCUUUCUUUCUAAUUUGGAAACUGAGUUGUGAGAUUUAGUGGUAGUAUAGCACUUUAGCCGUGAUCCUUCUUUUCGCUAUCUAUUUUAUAUAAAACAUGUAAAACCCAAAAUAUAAACCUU
Messenger RNA from Cryptococcus deneoformans JEC21, 2111 nucleotides. RefSeq lists its product as hypothetical. Bases 296 to 1741 code for a protein of 481 amino acids. The transcript is spliced from 2 exons. The record is from RefSeq and is a predicted model, not a curated record. NCBI's taxonomy places the organism in Eukaryota, Fungi, Basidiomycota, Tremellomycetes, Tremellales, Cryptococcaceae.